AUGAGCUCGGCAACAUAUACACUCCCUCCCCUUCCCUAUGCAUAUGAUGCACUGGAACCCGUCAUAUCCUCCCAGAUUAUGACACUUCAUCACCAGAAGCACCAUCAAACGUACAUCACCAACCUAAACGCGGCGCUCGCAGCCCAUCAAACCGCCACUGCCGCCAACGAUAUUCCAGCUCUCAUUUCUCUUCAACAGAAGAUCAAAUUCAAUGGCGGUGGCCACAUAAACCACUCUCUCUUCUGGAGAAACCUCUCACCUCCCGGUAGCCCGGAAACAGAACUGAAAAACGCACCUGAGCUUGCCGCCGCCAUUACCGAGCGAUGGGGAAGUGUGGAUGUUUUUGUGGAGAAGUUCAAGCAGACUUUACUGGGUAUUCAGGGAAGUGGAUGGGGAUGGCUUAUUGUUAAGAGUGGUGCUGGCGGUAACGGAGAUGCUCAAGCGAAACGCUUGGAGAUUGUCUCAACGAAAGAUCAGGAUCCGCCUGCGAGUGAUGGAAAUGGUGAGGUAGUACCGAUCUUUGGUAUUGAUAUGUGGGAGCACGCUUACUAUCUGCAGUAUCUGAAUAACAAAGCCGGGUACGUGAGUGAGAUCUGGAAGGUAAUUAACUGGAAAGUUGCUCAAGACAGACUAUUGGGAGGUAUCGAAAAAGAAGUUACAUUUAAGUUAUAA
Messenger RNA from Talaromyces proteolyticus, 672 nucleotides. RefSeq names its product superoxide dismutase [Mn], mitochondrial. Gene Ontology annotation, cellular component: mitochondrion. Lineage: Eukaryota; Fungi; Ascomycota; Eurotiomycetes; Eurotiales; Trichocomaceae. Gene Ontology annotation, molecular function: superoxide dismutase activity; metal ion binding. Gene Ontology annotation, biological process: superoxide metabolic process. Bases 1 to 672 code for a protein of 223 amino acids. The record is from RefSeq and is a predicted model, not a curated record. The transcript has 3 exons.